CUUAAAACCCUAGGAAAGAAACCCUUCGGUGCCCUCUGAUACUCCCGGACUUGGCCUUGGGUUCGGUUGCAAUGGGUGGAAAACGCGAGGAAGAAACUGCUUUAGGAAUCACAGGGAACCACGAUUUCCAGAAGAAGAGCAGGAAGAAGAAAGCCGAAGCCAACAAGAGGGCGCUAGAAGAGGCCGAGUCCGAGGUGGUUGCUGUGGAGGCCAAGAAGGAGAAGAAGAAAAAGAAGACAGAGAGGAGGGAGGAAGAGGAGGAGAUGUUGAAUGAUGUGCCGGCCGGGAAGAAAAAGCAGAAGAAGAAGCACAAGGGAGAGGCAGAGCAGGAGUCUCUGGAAAAUGGAUUGGUGCUUGACAGUGAUAAGGAAAGCGAGAUCAAGAAGACGAAGAAAAAGAAGAAAAAUUGGAAGGAGAGAGAAGAUGAGGAUUUGAAUAAUGCCCUGGUACCUGACGAUGCAAAGGGAAGGGAAAUUGUUCAGAAUUGCGAUGAGAACAGCCAUGGUGUAGUUGUUGAUGGAGAGGAGAAGCAAAGUUAUGGCGGCGUGGUGGUCUCCGGGAAGGAAAUAAAAGAAUCCAAAUAUGCACCAUUGGAAUCUUUUGCCGAUUCCGGGUUAUCUAAAGAAGUGCUGGAGUGCUGCAAAAAUUUUCAGAAUCCAUCGCCAAUUCAAUCCCAUUCUUGGCCUUUCUUGCUGAGAGGUCGCGAUCUCAUUGGAAUUGCAGCAACUGGCUCAGGUAAGACUCUGGCCUUUGGGAUUCCAGCUAUUAUGCAUGUUUUGCAGGAGCGGAAGAGGAAGACAUCGAAGAAAAGGAAUCCGGUUUGCCUUGUUCUUUCUCCAACAAGAGAGUUAGCUCAACAAAUAUCAGAUGUUCUGUGUGAUGCUGGCAAACCUUGUGGCUUGCGGUCUAUUUGUUUGUAUGGUGGAACUUCCAAAGGACCCCAGAUACGUGCCCUGGAAUCUGGUGUUGAUAUUGUUAUUGGAACCCCUGGACGUUUGAAAGACUUGAUUGAAACAGGGGUUUGCUAUCUGAAGGAGGUGUCUUUUGUGGUUCUUGACGAAGCUGAUCGGAUGCUUGACAUGGGAUUUGAGCCAGAAGUUCGCUCUAUAUUAAGCCAAACCUGCUCAGCUCGCCAAAUGGUUAUGUUUAGUGCUACGUGGCCUCUACCUGUUCAUCAAUUAGCUCAAGAAUUCAUGGAUCCCAAUCCAGUUAAGGUCGUCGUAGGUUCUGAAGAUUUAGCUGCCAACCAUGAUGUUAUGCAGAUAGUAGAGGUGUUGGAUGAUAAAUCACGUGAUGAGAGAUUGAUCGCUUUAUUAGGGAAAUAUCAUAAAUCUCUAAGGAACAGAGUCUUGGUAUUUGUCUUGUAUAAGAAAGAAGCAGCCCGUGUUGAGAAUAUGCUUCAAAGAAGGGGUUGGAAAGCUGUUUCUAUACAUGGUGACAAAGCUCAAAGUGAACGUACGAAGGCUCUAUCACUAUUCAAGGAGGGUAGCUGUCCCUUGAUGGUAGCCACUGAUGUGGCUGCUCGAGGAUUGGAUAUUCCAGAUGUUGAAGUAGUGAUAAAUUAUAGUUUUCCUCUCACCACGGAGGAUUAUGUCCACAGGAUUGGAAGGACUGGAAGAGCUGGUAAGAAGGGUGUAGCCCACACAUUUUUCACAAAAGAGAACAAGGGUUUAGCCGGGGAGCUGGUAAAUGUUCUCAGAGAAGCUGGGCAGGUAGUACCUGCUACCCUUUUAAACUUUGGUACUCAUGUAAAGAAAAAGGAGUCAAAGCUGUAUGGGGCUCAUUUCAGGGAGAUCGAUGCUAAUGCUCCAAAAGCAACAAAAAUAACAUUCAACAGUGAUGAUGAAGAUUGAUCUUCACGCAGAUCCCUUCGCCAUUGUGGUCGUCGGUCAGAGCAAAGAGGAAGAUGAAGACGACGACAGCUGACGAGAGACGGGGAUGAUGGUGUCAACAUGCGAAGAUGAAGGAGGGGAAGGCAAUGGAAGGAAGGUUGAAGGCAAAGGGACUUGGUUCUCCAUUCAACUCGUGGGUCGUUGAUCGGAGCAAAGAGGAAGUCGGAGAUGAUGGCGGCCAAUGGCAAAAUAGGGAUGACGAUUGUUAGUUGAAGGCUAAAGCAAAGACGUGAAGGGGAAGGACGAAGGCGGGAGAAGGAAGAUGGAAUGCAAAGGGUUUUCUUAGUUCUGAGUUUUGACUUUUGUUCUUCUUUUCUUCU
This is a messenger RNA of Diospyros lotus (date-plum), 2212 nucleotides long. RefSeq names its product DEAD-box ATP-dependent RNA helicase 5. Gene Ontology annotation, cellular component: nucleolus. Gene Ontology annotation, molecular function: RNA binding; RNA helicase activity; ATP binding. Gene Ontology annotation, biological process: rRNA processing. The transcript is spliced from 14 exons. The record is from RefSeq and is a predicted model, not a curated record. NCBI's taxonomy places the organism in Eukaryota, Viridiplantae, Streptophyta, Magnoliopsida, Ericales, Ebenaceae. Bases 72 to 1853 code for a protein of 593 amino acids.